Messenger RNA from Porites evermanni, 2561 nucleotides. NCBI's taxonomy places the organism in Eukaryota, Metazoa, Cnidaria, Anthozoa, Scleractinia, Poritidae. The record is from the annotation of a GenBank genome assembly.
AUGUUUCGAGGAGAGCCACCUAUUGGGAAUGAUAUAAAUCCAGACAUUGCCGAGUACUCCUCGAUGGUGUCACUUCUUUACACUGUGGAAUUGCUUCGUGUUGAAGUUGAAGGCCUUCCAAACUCUAAAUCAUACACAGUCGAAAUCGAGGUCAUCAACGGUAAACGAGUCAUUAAGAAGAAAGUAAAAGGACCCAUUGCUACAAUUCAUGGUUCCAAAGCGGUUGCUAAGUUCACUCUUAGCACAAAGGAAAGCAAAGAACUCAAGGUAAGAUUUUGUCAGAGAGGGCAUGAUGCCGUGGUGGAUUUAUUCAUAAUUUGGCACCUAGUUUAAGAUAGGGUACAAGCGAAAGUUUAGUUUUAAAAAAUUGCCUCUAAUGAAAGGAAGAUAAAUUUUCGUAAAGCAGUUUUCAACGCGGUAUGACAUCGCUCGUAGAAAACUUUCCACGGUUGAAAGAAUGGGCACUCAGACUGGAACGGAGUUCUUAGGUUAUGUCUAAAGAAUCUAUACCCCUGGGUAAUGACAAUAAGGAUGAUGACUAUUGUUUCUUUCUUCUUUCUUAAUACAUAAAAGCAAUGUUGUGUUUAGCCUGGGACCAGGCUCCACAUUGGGAGAAAAAAGAACUGAAAAAAUCGGCGAGCGAAAAUAUUUUUCCUAUAUUUUUGUUUUUUGCCGUUUUCCCUCACUGCGCAGCCUGGUCCGGCUAUGUCAUGUUAUAAAUGUUACUUUGAGUAUCAUUGUCAACCCUUUUAAUCCCUUUUGAAAAUAGGUGCUGAUUUACCGGAAACUGUCUUGCUCCUCACCUUAUCACGCCAGCGCUAGGUACUCCCAGUUUCUGGAGUACCUUGAUCGCGUUCCUUUAAGGCUUCAACCAGUCACCCACGAGUUGCAGAUGCCUGAUCAUAAUCAGUACGUUCGAGUUACUACCGUAGCUCAUCCACCCAAGCAGGAUGGUUACUCCUUCAAAGUGAGACCACAAAACCUAUUCAGCAAUGUGGAAAAUCCCGCUCAACUUUUAAGGUCCCCGACGUUAAUCCUUUCACCGGUCUCCUUAUUUCAAUCAGCGACGGCACCGUGCGAAAUGUCAGACCAUUUGCUGUUUCAUUCCCACGGACGACCAGCGUUUGGAUGUCGAGUAAUACACUCCGCAGUACUGCAGCUCUCGUGUGUUCAGGUUAUCAACAAAGCCCAAAGAGUUGUUGGUGUGGCGUAUCUAAUCCAGGAAAACGUUCUUCCCAAGCGUGGUCAGGUCAGAAAGCCAGACAAAUGCUGCACUUUGGACGUGCAGGAAGGAGAAAGAGCUAUGCUUAUAAGAGGAAGCAAGGACUGGGGUAUUUGCAUCGGCAAAUGGCAGGGUAUUGUCAAAGGCGUUCCUAGUGUACCUGGUGUCAGUGGAACGAAAGGAACACCAGGUACUAGCGAGACACCAGCUGUCAGGGAAUACCAGGUAUAAAGGGAAAGCCAGGAACAAAAGGCCAGCCUGGAAGUCUGUCGGUCAAGUUCUUCUUCCUGACUGAAAAGCAGGAGUGGAAACGAGUUGAGAAAUGCGGAAACCAGUUUUCCAUAUAUCUUCUAGGAAAGAGGAAGAAGAUUAAUGUUGACCUAAAAACCGCUGCAAUCUCAUUUCCAGUAGAGGUGCAAGAUGUUCCCGAGGCAAUUGCACUUGGGUUUUCAAUUGCCAUUCUUCACCUUCUCUGCCAACCUUGUUACUCGCCAGAAGGGAACAAUGGCUGCUAUACUGCACCUUCAGUCGGUGAAAAUGCUCAGAUCGAGAAACCACGCAGAAUCCACAACGAAGACCUGUUGCUUGUAGUGGCUGCUGGUUAUCAUGCCAACUAUGUACCAACAAACUCGUACAUCAAGUUCACAGUUGGAGGUGGCGGUUGUGGUGGCUGUGGUGGUGGUGGUUGUGGUGGCUGUGGUGGCUGUGGCGGCUGUGGUGGCUGUGGUGGAUGCGGUGCAUGUGGAAGUUGCGGUGGAUGCGGUUAGUGAUCUUAAACUGACGAAAUUCAAAGUUUCUAGGUAACUCAGAUCAUGUAUACGAUUAGAAGGGACGCAAAAGCUAGUCUGGAAUAAGGUUUUGAAUUUUGGGGUAUCGCCUAGAAAGCCUGUCGAAUUCAAAUGUUUGAAAGGUUUGGAAUUGGGUAGGAGUUUUAACAGGAAGCCAGGACCAAAAAGCGCUCCUCAGAGAACAAUUCUUCUAACCCUAAAGAAAAAAUCUCCGAAGUACCUCCUCCAGCUUGAAUACAGCCAGGCUCUCCUGGGCGAUCGGUUUGAGUAUUAUUCGACAAAAGUAGUAAUGAUUCAGAGCUGGUUGCUCGAAGGGGUAUUAAGUCAGUCCCCUUUUUUUCUGUGGUAGCUGUAGCGGCUGUUGUGUCCGUGGUGGUUGUAGUGGCUGUGGUGGCCGUGGUGGUUCUGGUGGCUGUGGUGGUUGUGAUGGUUGUGGAGGCUGUGGAGGCUGUGGCGGUUGUGGUGGAUGUGGAGGUUGUGCUGGUCUUGGUGGUUGUUGUGGUUGUGGUGGACGUGGCGUUUGUUGUGGAUGCGGUGGAUGUGGUGAAUGA